Molecule: messenger RNA, 4021 nt
Organism: Sinocyclocheilus rhinocerous
Lineage: Eukaryota; Metazoa; Chordata; Actinopteri; Cypriniformes; Cyprinidae
Gene: mcf2lb
Product: mcf.2 cell line derived transforming sequence-like b
Exons: 26
Coding region: 257-3151 (964 amino acids)
Biological process (GO): intracellular signal transduction; positive regulation of Rho protein signal transduction
Cellular component (GO): cytoplasm
Molecular function (GO): guanyl-nucleotide exchange factor activity
Source: RefSeq, a predicted model, not a curated record
UCCAGGUACAUUCAACGUGGUGUUGCUGUAAUAGCAGAAACAGUCCUGGUGAUGGCGCCAAAGUCCUAACUGGAGCAGCAUGUCAUGCCAUUCUGUGCGCACAUGCGUGUGAGGGCCUCUGGUUAUAUACUGUGUGACUCUGUAGGUGUCAUCGGAGAGCCCCUCCCCCGUCUCUCUCUGUGAUGCUGAUGCUGAAUUGCCCAUCACUGAAGGGCAGAGGGUGAUAUUCCUCCCAUAACGUCCACUCUAGUGAAGGAUGUCGAUGAUCUGGAUGCAGACAGAGAAGGCGGUGAUGCAAGAGCUACAGCGCAGAUUGAGCAAUGUCGCUCACAGCAUUGAUGAGAUCACGCAGAAGGAGUCUAGCCCUCUCUACGCUGCUGACAUCAUCACUGAGCUCAAGAGACAGUUUGCAUUCUUGUCUGGGGGAAGAGGACAGGAUGGAAGCCCUAUCAUUAUCUUUCCAGAGUUCCCUUCGUUUUGUGAAAUUGGAGACCAAGAGUUUCGUAAUGUUCUUACCUACCUGACAAGUAUUCCCAGUCUGAGUGCAGCGGGUGUGGGCUUCAUCGUAGUGAUUGACAGGCGUAGAGAUCGAUGGACAUGUUUAAAAGGGACAUUACUGCGUAUCUCAGGCUGGUUUCCUGGUAAUCUUCUGCUUGUUCUGGUGCUGAGACCCAGUGCUAUCCUGCAGCGAACUUUGUCUGAUGUGUUCUUCAGACUCCACAAAGAUGACUUUAAAGUACCGGUUAUCAUGCUAAGCUCACUGGCUGAUCUGCACUCUUAUAUUGAGCGGAGUCAACUGACACAAGAACUGGGUGGCUCUCAAUACUACUGUCACAAGACCUGGAUCUCUCAUCGCACAGAUCUUGAAAGCAUUGCUGCUUUAGUGAAGAGGAUGGCUGAGAGACUGCAAGUGUUCGGCAGGGAGCUGGCAGAAACAGAGCUCCCUAACAACCUCCUAACAGCCAGCAAUCUGCUCAAUGCACAAACCAGCAGAAAAGACCGUUUCAAAGAAGAGAUGGCAGGAGCUCUAAGCCAAGGACGCAAACUCUUGGAGAACAUCAGGGAACCGGUCCGCAGAGAUCCGGACAGCAGUCUAAACCCUGAUCAACUAGAGAACCUUGCUACAGUGCACAGGCUGUUAUCCCAGUUAAAUGAGAGCUCUACAGCAUUUGAUGAGUUCUGGAUUCAGCAUCAAAAUAAACUGGAUCUAUGUUUGAAACUCUGCCAGUUUGAGCACAACUUUCAACAGUUGCGAACAGACCUGAAGCAGACAACAGACACGCUGAAUGCUUUCUCAGACGUUGGAAUAAGCUCUGCCCAAACAGAACACCUCCUUCAAGAGCUGACCAAUCAAGAGAAGAAAGCCUGUGAAGUGCUGGACAGAGUAAGGUCUGUGGUUGCAGAGGGCCAGUAUUUGAUUGACAGCUCUCAGAAUGUUGACAACACUGUUGCAGUGAAAUGCAAUGAGCUACAGAGAGUGAGAGAGAAUCUCACCCAAGAGCUCAAAGACAAGAGGACCAUGCUGACACAGGCUAUGGAGCUACAUAGAAGAUUGGAAAUGGUGUGUAAAUGGUGUGAUGAUGGGAUUUACAUGCUAGCGUCACAGCCUCUUGACAAGUGCCAGUCACAGGAGGGGGCGGAGUCAGCACUGUCAGAGCUGGAGUGUUACCUGGAGACAGCCAAUGAGAAACAGCAGUGGGAGAUCAGCACAGUUUGGCUGGAAUAUGAGAACAUACUGAACAAUGAGCUCAGGGAGCAAGUAAAGCGUGCAUUUGAGAAGAAAGCCUCACUACAGGAGAUGUUUGAGAGGAGGAGGGUCAGUCUGAAGAAACUAGCAGCCAAACAAACACGACCUGUCCAACCUGUGGCCCCACGACCAGAGUCACUCUCAUCUCCUGCUCACAGGGAGCAUGAGAACAUCUGUAUUAGUGAGGACUCAGACAGCAGGGUGUCCUGUAAACAAGUAAACUCUGAUCAAGUUGACAGGAGCAGUCGCAAUCCUUCUGUAUCUGAGGAGGAGGAAACCCUGGAGUGUCAGAAGAAACUAGAGCACAAACUAGGACUGGACUCAUACUUACUGAAGCCUGUGCAGAGGAUCACUAAAUACCAACUCCUGCUGAAGGAGAUGAUUAAGUACAGUAAAGGCUGUGAAGGCUCAGUGGAGCUGCAGGCAGCUCUUUCCUCCAUACUGGGUAUCCUGAAGGCUGUAAAUGACUCAAUGCACCUCAUCGCCAUCACAGGAUAUGAGGGUAACCUUGGAGACCUGGGUCGCCUGCUGAUGCAGGGGUCGUUCAGCGUGUGGGCGGAGCAUAAGAGAGGUCACGUGAAGGUGAUGGAGCUUGCCAGGUUUAAGCCCAUGCAGAGACACCUGUUCCUGCAUGAGAAAGCUCUGCUCUUCUGCAAGAGACGAGAGGAGAGCGGAGAGGGAUACGAGAAAGCACCCUCAUAUAGCUUCAAACAGGAGCUCAGCAUGGCUGCUAUUGGAAUAACAGAGCAUGCUAAAGGGGACAGCAAGAAGUUUGAGAUCUGGUCCAGUUCAAGAGAUGAGGUCUACACAGUACAGGCCGUGUCUGAGGAGGUUAAGACCAUCUGGGUAACAGAAAUCCGGAAACUUCUAACAGGACAGCUGGAGGCCUGCAAAGAGGCAAGUCAACAGAGGGCCCCUGAGCAGUUCUCCUCAGAUACCAACUCAACUAACAGACUGGUGAGAAAUGAACGUAGUAACCUCAGGAGUGGAGGAGUGGACAAACCAAAGGCAGACGAGGAAAGAGGCAAAGAACUUGAGAACAUUCUAGAGCCCAGAAUGACAGGGAGAGCAAAAGGGUCUUCAUUCAGUUUUGAGACUAAACCAAAACGACAGGAUAUCCGGAGUGAUCCUACACCUCUAGAAACAGGGCCACACCCUAACAUGGGCGGAGUCAGGUGGUUCAGUACAUCAAGCCUGUUUCAGAAUCGUAGGAGAGGUUGGACUAAAGGAUCUCUCUCGUUGGAUGCCUCUGUGGAGCAUGAUGGAUACUUUAGUGCAGAGGAGCAGGUGACCUCUGACCCAGAUGAGGAGAGGGAAGAUAAAAUGUGUGCAGAUGAGCUGCAGUCUGUGAGGAUAGAGGAAGAGAUCCAGUGUUCUGAAGAGACUGAGGAUCCUGAGAAAUGAGAGAUAAGUGUGAAUGUGUGCGUAUUGCCAUAAGUGUACAGCAAAUACGCUAGGUUUCGUGCAUAACUCUUGAAAAUAGGGAAAUGAGUCAUACAGUAUAUAACCCAUUAACUUUGAAGAUCUGCAUACUCUUUAAAAUAAAGGUUUCUGGUAGAACCAAAGAGUUUUAAUGAAUAGCCUACAUGGAGAAAGCUGUCCAUUAGUAAUCACAAUGGCAGUGUGACAAAAUGCUUUUUUGUCAGAAUAUGCAGCUAAUUUUAAAUGGCUGUCAAUGGAGAAAAAUGCUUCUUAGAACCAAACAUCUACCAGCAGGGGUCAUACUAGCCACAAAAAGUUAGUGCCAAAAAGGGUUUUACAGGACCUUUUUAUUCUUUAAAUCUAUAAGAAACCAUCUUGACCAACUGACACUAACUGAACUUUUUGACUCUCCAAAGAGCUGUGAAAAAUGACUGUUGUUAAGAGAGUUCUUUCCAAAAAGCUUUAUUUUUAAGAGUGUCGUCUAAGAAUGCACCAAUAUAAUGUGUUUUACAGAGACACCUGAGCCAGCUCUUUACACACUGUCUCAUAGUAUGCUGUGAUACAUGUUUCAUAUCCCGUAAAACUUAGUAUUUGUUUCUGUCACAGUAAUGAUGUCCAUAUUGGGAUAUGGCAUGUCUAUUGUCAAUUCCCGUGAUCUCCAAUGUGAAAGCAUGUGACAUAUCAUUGUGUACUGUACAAUGCAGGAAACUAGGACCUAUGUGUAAAACAAGCAUAUCAUAUAUGCAGAUGUUGUUUCUCAAAGUGACUGUGAUCACCCUGUGCCAUUUGUAUGUAAAAUACAUUUACAAAUGAAUAUUGUUUUAUAUAUAUAUGCAUAUAAAAAUAAAACCA